UGUAGUCAUUACCAAUAUGAUUAAAGAAUUAUUAUUAUGCAUAAAAAGAGAAGAAGGCAGUGUUAUUAUUAAUCUCUCGUGGCGAAUAAUAGACUGAAAUGUGUGAGAGUCGUCAAAUUCCCGGUAUUAAUUUUUGCGAAACAGACAAUUUCAUUCACCCUAUUCCCCCUUUACUGUGAGUGAAAUGCAUUUCUGAGUGGAGUCAGCGACGAAUGGCACUCACUUGGUUUGGGCAUUACUACAAGUUUCCUCAACCGGUUCAUUACAUGCAUUCAUUGCAUAUCACCUCUGUUGUUUCUUGAUGAAGUAAAUCAUCAUUGACGAUUAGUUAUCAUCGAGUGACUUAUCUAUAAAGUAGUCAAUCCUUUUGAAAUACCUUUGUUAUCAGAGAUGGUGAUUGGGGCCCGUGAAAUAGUUUAAAAUACGGAAUAUACGUUAUAGAGCGCCUAGAUCAAAGGUUGAGGACACUCUUUUUUUUCCCUCUUUCACUCUGUUAACUCAGGCACAUCUACUUAAAGUCAGAUGUCCCGACAAUGUUGGAGUCAGUGCGAAAGGGAUAACGACACGCUGAACAUUGGUUAAUAUUAAUUAAUUGAGGGUUGGACUUUAUGCUGGUGAUUGGUGUAAUUGGAAAGUAAAGAAAACGAAGAAAUGAAAUAUAAUAAUUUAGUAUUCGUGCUGGUCCCUGUGGCAUUUUUAUUUGUAUGUUUAUAUGCCAGUGGAGAUUUUAUUGAGGAGAAUUGCAAGAAAAAUGCUAGCGACUGUAUUGACCAAUGGGUGUCAAAAAUAUCCCACGGAAUUAAUAGAGAAAGCGAAUUUGGUAAAAUGGAUAAUGAUCGAGUUAAUACUUCUCGAGAUUUAGCGGCGGAUGGGGAGAAUCAGGUCCCUUUGUUUUUAAAUCUGCCACUACUACCAAUUCUCUUUGCAUCUUCACCGACACUUCCGGAGGGAGAAUGCAAGAGACAUUCACUGAGAUAUCUUCGCGAGCUCAAAAAUGGUACCCUCUGGGCCUCAAGAAUGUUCGACUCGUCCGUUAAAUAUCCAGAGGGUAUAAUAGUGGGUCACACACGUCACUACGGAAAUUUCGACGAAUGUUACGAGUUGAAUGCUAAAAUUUCACGGCAAGAUCCUCAUCUGGAACCCGAGGAGAUUAGUGGCCGCUACUGUCUCAUUAAGAUUAAAUAUCGAAAGAUUAAUGCACCGCCCAGCCGACCCAGCCCCUUCACAUUGAAUUUCGAUCCUAAUGAGUCAGCUUGGGAGGCUGUCAAGGAAAAAGGUGAUUUUCGACGAGUAAAGAGAUACGAUUUGGAAUUGGCCCUGUGCGUGCCGUCAUCGUGCUCAGCGGAGGAUGUGGAUAAGGCAUUGAAGAUACCCUUGAGGAGAAUAGGAAAGGAGAAACAAGUUUUCAUUGAGACGAGCAUCAAAGGGAACACAUGCCAGUCUAAAAUUGAUUCACCGAAAUUUUCAACCUCCGCAAAGGUCUAUUGUUACAUAAUUGGGAGCCUCGUUGCUGUAGUAUGCUUGAGUACGUGGUAUGACAAUGCGAUGAAACAUGAAAAAUAUAGGUGCGAUGGAGGCCUUGCAACGGACUUGCUACUUUGUUUCUCAGCUAGAAGCAAUAUCAGAAGUAUCAUGGACGUCUCAUACUCCCAUCCUGGAUUAGAUAGCAUUCACUUUAUACGUUUUUUCUUCAUGUGCGCUGUUAUAUUCGGCCAUCGAUACAUGCAGUAUUACGCUAAUCCGAUGAUCAAUCCGGAGUACCUCGAACAUACAUACACCGUACCCUCCUCGAUACUCCUCUAUAAUGGACCAAUUAUUGUCGAUGGAUUCUUAGGUGUCGGAGGAUUACUAGCGGCUUAUUAUCUACUUAAAGAAUUGGAUACCAAGAGAAAAAUUAAUUUUUCUCUCAGUAUCAUUAUCCGAUACAUAAGAUUGACGCCAUCGUAUGCUGCAAUCAUAGGCUUUAUCGCCCUAAUACUACCUCACCUGAGCACCGGUCCCUACUGGUCCCACAAAAUUGGUUUAGAAAGUGAAGGUUGCGUUGAAAAUUGGUGGACCAAUCUCCUCUACAUCAAUAACUACGUUAAAACCGAUAAAAUGUGCAUGUUCCAAUCGUGGUACGUGGCUGUCGACUAUCACCUGUACAUAAUUGCGCUAUUCGCUGUUUACUUUUUUUGGAAAUUACCGAGACGGCUGGGAUACCCUUUCCUUGUCGCUGUAAUCAUUGCCGGUUGUAUUAUAUCUUUCUGUGUAUCGUAUAUGUACAGCGUUCAGCCCAUGUGGUUGGGAUUACCUUUCAUGCACGAGGUGAGAGAAGAUCCGUACUUCACCGAGCAUUAUGUAAAAACCCAUGAGCGUAUUGCAGCCUAUUUUGUUGGUGUCGUUGCCGGUGCAAUUAUUUAUGACCACGGCCGAUCUCCCUGGAGACUGUCUCAACCAUGGUCAAGUACCUUGUUCAUGCUAGUGGUUCUAGUAUUGGGAGUGACAUCGCAAAAUUUGGGUCACAAAUACUACGAUCCUAAUGUCAAGGUAUCUGCACUUGAAAGUGCACUUUAUUCGUCUCUGCACAGACCUGCAUUUGCCGUUUCUGUGGUCGCUAUUGUCAUCUUGUUGACUGUUGGUGAAGGAUUGGAUUUUCAUCACAGUUUUUUCAAAGGCCGCUGGGUACAGCCUCUAGCAAGACUAACAUACGGUGCAUACUUACUUCACAACAUCAAUCAGUGCUACGAUGUUGGUGUCAUCAGACAAGCCAGAACAUUUUCACUUCACAAUUGUUUUUGGGAUUUUGUGCCUGACGUAGUGCUGACUUUUACUCUCUCUUUGAUAGUGGCAUUAGUCAUAGAGGGACCGUUUAGAAAAAUUGAAAAAAUAUUCAUCAGCAGGAGAAUAUCAAAGAAGCUGUCCCCUUCUGGAUUUUUCACGAAUAUCCCGCCAGCCCAGGAAAAAAUCGCCUAGUCCAAAUAUUGAAGAUUCUUGUAGUUUUGUUGUAAAUAUUGUUUCUCC
This is a messenger RNA of Fopius arisanus, 3003 nucleotides long. Its product is annotated as nose resistant to fluoxetine protein 6. The transcript has 12 exons. NCBI's taxonomy places the organism in Eukaryota, Metazoa, Arthropoda, Insecta, Hymenoptera, Braconidae. Gene Ontology annotation, molecular function: acyltransferase activity, transferring groups other than amino-acyl groups. The record is from RefSeq and is a predicted model, not a curated record. The coding region runs from base 652 to 2955 and encodes 767 amino acids.